This is a messenger RNA of Myotis lucifugus (little brown bat), 1403 nucleotides long. It is a transcript of the gene GALR1, whose product is annotated as galanin receptor 1. The record is from RefSeq and is a predicted model, not a curated record. Gene Ontology annotation, cellular component: membrane. Gene Ontology annotation, biological process: negative regulation of adenylate cyclase activity; positive regulation of cytosolic calcium ion concentration; G protein-coupled receptor signaling pathway. Bases 1 to 1056 code for a protein of 351 amino acids. Gene Ontology annotation, molecular function: galanin receptor activity. NCBI's taxonomy places the organism in Eukaryota, Metazoa, Chordata, Mammalia, Chiroptera, Vespertilionidae. The transcript is spliced from 4 exons.
AUGGAGUUGGUGGCCGGGAACCUCAGCGAGGGGAACGCGAGCGGCCCCCAGCCCCCUGCCCCGGACCCGCCGCCGCUCUUCGGCGUUGGCGUGGAGAACUUUAUCACGCUGGUGGUGUUCGGCCUAAUCUUCACGCUGGGCGUGCUGGGCAACAGCCUGGUGAUCACAGUGAUGGCGCGCAGCAAGCCCGGCAAGCCGCGCAGCACCACCAACCUGUUCAUUCUCAACCUGAGCAUCGCCGACCUGGCCUACCUGCUCUUCUGCAUUCCCUUCCAGGCCACGGUCUACGCGCUGCCCACCUGGGUGCUGGGCGCCUUCAUUUGCAAGUUCACCCACUACUUCUUCACUGUCUCCAUGCUGGUUAGCAUCUUCACUCUGGUCGCGAUGUCGGUGGACCGGUAUGUGGCCAUUGUGCACUCCAGGCGCUCCUCCUCCCUGAGGGUGUCCCGCAACGCGCUGCUGGGCAUGGGCUUCAUCUGGGCGCUGUCCAUUGCCAUGGCCUCGCCGGUGGCCUACCACCAGGGCCUCUUCCACCGGGAGUCUGACAACGGCAACCUGACCUUCUGCUGGGAUCAAUGGCCCGACAAGCGCCAAAAGAAGGCUUACGUGGUGUGCACCUUCGUCUUUGGCUACCUGCUGCCACUGCUGCUCAUCUGCUUCUGCUAUGCCAAGGUCCUUAAUCAUUUGCAUAAAAACUUGAAGAACAUGUCGAAGAAGUCAGAGGCAUCGAAGAAAAAGACAGCACAGACAGUCUUGGUGGUGGUCGUGGUCUUCGGAAUCUCCUGGCUGCCGCACCACGUCAUCCACCUGUGGGUCGAGUUUGGGGUCUUCCCGCUGACGCCCGCCUCCUUCCUCUUCCGCAUCGCGGCGCACUGCCUGGCCUACAGCAACUCCUCCGUGAACCCCAUCAUCUACGCCUUCCUCUCUGAGAACUUCAGGAAGGCCUACAAGCAGGUGUUCAAGUGCCAUGUGCGCAGCGAGUCCUCCCUCAGCGACACCAAAGAAAACAGAAGUCGAUUGGACACCCCACCAUCCACCAACUGCACGCACGUGUGAAGAAAGAUGCGGAGAAAAUCCUUGGAGAAGGUAGGAUUGUGAGCCUCAUGCUUGCUGGCCGGGGAGAGAAGUGGUGUGUAUGCGUACGUGAGUAUUUUAAAGAACAAUGUAAGUCCUGUGCGUGGAAAUCUUUUUGCACUUUAUUCAAAUAUAGCGGCAGAAACGUUGUAUCCCAACGAUGAUACCUCAUGUGUUUGUGGAGCUUGACAUUGCAAAUACAAGAUCCGCUUCCGUGCACACAGCGCUGCUGGCGGCCUCGGGACGGCGUGGACGGCAGCAGCUUCCUGUGCCCUGGCUGUCUGUCCCCUUGUUUCCUCUUCUGAUUCCCACGCACCCAUGGAAGUAUU